Euleptes europaea (tarantolino) is the source of this 465-nucleotide messenger RNA. Its product is annotated as cathelicidin-related peptide Oh-Cath-like. Gene Ontology annotation, cellular component: extracellular region. NCBI's taxonomy places the organism in Eukaryota, Metazoa, Chordata, Lepidosauria, Squamata, Sphaerodactylidae. The transcript has 4 exons. Gene Ontology annotation, molecular function: lipopolysaccharide binding. Gene Ontology annotation, biological process: innate immune response; defense response to Gram-negative bacterium; antimicrobial humoral immune response mediated by antimicrobial peptide. The record is from RefSeq and is a predicted model, not a curated record. Bases 1 to 465 code for a protein of 154 amino acids.
AUGGAGGGCUGGUUCCUGCUGAUGCUCAGCCUUGCAGUGGUGGCCACAGCGUCGCCUCCUGCACAAGAGGAGCUGAGCUAUGAGGAGGCCGUGUCCGUGGCUGUGGAGCUCUACAACCAAGAGCCAGGGCUGAAGUUGGCCUUCCGACUCCUAGAAGCCAAGCCCCAGCCGGAGUGGGACCCCGCAAUCCAUUCACUCCAGGAGCUGGAAUUCACCGUGCAGGAGACCACGUGCCCACCCUCGGAGCAACUAAACCUGGACAAAUGUGACUUCAAGAACAAGGGGGUGGUGAAGGAAUGUUCUGGAAUCAUCUUUUCCGAGCAAGGGGCUCCCGUCAUUGAGCUCGAUUGUGAAUCUGCAGGCCAGGUGCACGUCCGUGUCCGGAGAAAUUUCUUUCACACAGCUUACAAUAAAGUCAAGGAGACCCUACAGAGACUGAGCUGCCAUUGCGAAUGGAGGAACUGA